AUGUCCAUCGAAAAGAAGGACUCUGUGGUAAACAGCUCAUCAUGGGCCGUCACGGAUGACAGCCAAGUCCGACCAGCCUUUUUCUCCUUCAGAAGUAUUGAUUGCAGAUUAAAGGUCCGUGGCGAAUGGAAGGAAUUGCUACAAAAUGUUAGCGGUUACUGCAAACCUGGUGAAUCGCUGGCCAUUAUGGGCCCAUCAGGUGCUGGUAAAAGUACCUUGCUGGAUGUGAUUUCUUUCAGAAAAACCACUGGAGAAUGGACUAAUGAUGUUCGUCUCAAUGGAGCUCCAUUGACUCAGCGAGAAUUCAUCCAAAACAACGGUUACGUUACAUCUGAUGACUUACUACCCCCAGAGCUGACUACUCGCGAAGCUUUGGAAUUCUGUGCUGCUCUUCGUUUGCCUGAAGUCUGGACCGCAGAGGAGCGACGUGCACGUGUCGAUGAUGUUUUGACUCUGAUGCAGCUCAAUUAUGUCGAACAUAACAAGAUUGGGUCUGCUUUGGUCCGUGGGUUAUCAACUGGCGAACGAAAACGUGUCAACGUCGCCGUCGAAAUGUUGCCAGUAGCAUCAGUAUUAUUCUUGGAUGAACCAACUACUGGUUUGGACAGUUCAACUGGUCGUGCUAUUAUUGAGAAUGUCAAUGAGGUCGUCCGUCUCCGCAAAUUGGCAUGCAUUGCUACGAUUCACCAGCCCUCAUACACCAUCUUGUCCCAAUUCGACAACCUUUUGCUUCUCUGCCCUGGUGGACAGACUUGCUACUUUGGCACCACAUCUGACGCCAUUGCCUAUUUUGAGCAAUUGGGCAUUUCAAUUACUGGAAACCCGGCUGAGGUCUACGCCAACGAACAAGCUGCUCGUGCAGACUUCCUCGUUGCCUCUUGGAAGAAAUCCUCUGAAUGUGUAGCUCUUCAAAAGAGAGUCAAUGACAUUCACUCUGGCCAAGGGACUAUCAACAACUAUGAAGCGUUUCAUUUGAAACAGGCCACAGCUUUGGAAUCAAUGGGAUUCUACCAACUCGCUUCAGGCCGUCUCCAAUUCUAUCACUUGUUUCUCCGUCAGUUGAGAAUUUACUGGCGAAACCCUCUCAUGUCCACAACUCGGUUUAUCUCCGCUAUUGUCGUCGGUCUGUUCUGUGGUGGAGCCUUCUAUGGCCAAACUGCUGGUUUCUACGGUCACGUCGGAAAGGAUGCUCUUGGUUUCACCAUUACACUCAUGGUACCUGGAUUUGGAUCUGCUGCUAUUGCGUACUGGCUCGAACGCCGCAAGCAAUACUACCACGAAGAAGCAGCUGGUUACUACAACAAGCUGUGGUACCUGCUAGCACAAUAUGUCGUCGAAGUGAUAUUCUCUGGCACUAUGUGUGCUUGUGUUGCAUUCAUCGCACUUCCCAUGGCUGGUUUCGACAACAAGAACCUUGCUGAAUCUGGAUUUACACUCUACCUUGAGGCCAUGUGUGUCUCCUCUCUGAACAUGAUCUGUGCAUAUGUUGCUGGAUCCAUUCCAUAUGCCAAUGCAGCAUUUACCAUCCACUAUUUCUUCUUCCUCUUCUGGACUAGCACAUAUUGUCCCGACAGUUUCAUCUUGCCCAGAUCGUCACCAGUCAAAUACUUCUUUGCUUGGCUAUCUUAUGACCGUCUCUGGUUCUACCCUCUCAUGAGAAACGAGUAUCUCGGACAUAGUGUCACCUGUGCCAAAGAUGAAUUGAUCCCUCUCGAUGUCAACACUGCCCUGUACCAAGGAUUGGGGGAUACCACAAUGGCCAUGGCCAUUAAAGCUGCUCCUGCCUUGAACUCCACCAUUGCUCCUCUGAAGCAUAUUGCCUUUGCUACAUCAGCUCAAAACGACUCUCUUACUCAACUGUUUACUCUGGCUGCGAAUGUCAACAGUGCUUCAGCUGCAUCGGCAGCAGCUGCUUCAUUAUCGGCGGCCACAAAGGAUUACAUCACGGGCCAGUACGCCAAUGAUUUGAAGGCAUACGCGCAAUAUGCAGGUCUCGAUGCAUAUAACGGCACAGCAGUUACUCAAUCUGUUGCUCUCGCUAUUGAUGCCCAAAGCAACUUGGCUCUUGCAACCCGUCUCGUUGCAGCUCCAGUCCCGACAAUUGAUUCAUGUCUCAUUACUGAUGGAGAAUCAGGACUUGCAGCCAUUGUCGGCAUGGUCUUGUACACUACAUAUGCUAACGGAACCAUCUCUGGUAAAGAUGUCGACCACUGGGAUGUCACACCUAACGGAUUGCUGUAUGCUCUUCAAGUCGUGUAUGGUGCUUUCUACUUUGUCUUGGCAUGGGCUGCGCUACGUUAUUGUAACUUUAGGCAAAAAUAG
Molecule: messenger RNA, 2322 nt
Organism: Synchytrium microbalum
Lineage: Eukaryota; Fungi; Chytridiomycota; Chytridiomycetes; Synchytriales; Synchytriaceae
Exons: 13
Coding region: 1-2322 (773 amino acids)
Cellular component (GO): membrane
Molecular function (GO): ATP hydrolysis activity; ATP binding; ABC-type transporter activity
Source: RefSeq, a predicted model, not a curated record